GGGGUGCGCGCUGAUCACUGCGGUGGUCGCUGCGAGGAAAGGGCGAGGUGGAGCGCAGCCAUGGGGCUGCAGCCUCUGGAGUUCAGCGACUGCUACUUGGACAGCCCCUGGUUCAGGGAGAGGGUGCGAGCCCACGAGGCUGAGCUGGAGAAGACCAAUAAGUUUAUCAAGGAUUUGCUCAAGGAUGGGAAAAACCUGAUCGCCGCCACCAAAAACCUUUCAGCAGCCCAGAGAAAAUUUGCCCAUUCUCUGAGAGACUUUAAAUUUGAAUUCAUUGGAGAUGCAGAGACAGAUGAUGAAAGAUACAUAGAUGCUUCUCUUCAUGAGUUUUCAAACUUCUUAAAGAAUUUGGAAGAGCAAAGAGAAAUUUUGGCACUCAGUGUUACUGAAACUCUGAUCAAACCAUUGGAACGAUUUAGGAAAGAGCAGCUAGGAGCUGUAAAGGAGGAAAAGAAGAAGUUUGAUAAAGAGACUGAAAAGAACUACAGUUUGCUAGAAAAGCAUUUAAAUUUAUCAGCUAAGAAGAAGGAGAUACAAUUACAAGAGGCGGACAACCAGGUAGAGCAGAAUAGAAAACACUUCUAUGAGCUCUCCCUCGAAUAUGUGUGCAAGUUGCAAGAGAUUCAGGAGCGGAAGAAAUUUGAGUGCGUGGAACCCGUGCUGUCAUUUUUUCAGGGUUUGUUCACUUUCUAUCAUCAGGGAUAUGAACUCGCUAAAGACUUCAGUCAUUACAAAAUGGCCCUGCAGAUAAAUAUACAAAAUACACGAAAUCGUUUUGAAGGAACAAGGUCAGAGGUAGAGGAACUCAUGAACAAGAUCAGAAGAAAUCCUCAGGAACAUAAAAGAGCAAAUCACAACACAAUGGAAGGCUAUCUCUAUGUACAGGAAAAAAGGCCUGCUCCUUUUGGUUCCAGUUGGGUGAAACACUAUUGCACAUAUAGGAAGGAGACAAAGAAGUUCACCAUGAUUCCAUUUGAACAUCGAUCAGGAGGAAAAGCUGGUGAUGGGGAACUCUUCAUCCUUACAUACUGCACCAAAAGAAACGUAGAUACUAUCGACAGGCGAUUCUGUUUUGACUUAGAAUCUUCAGACAGGCCUGGAGCUCCUGUGACCAUGCAAGCCUUUUCUGAGGAAGACAGGAAGCUGUGGAUGGAAGCCUUGGAUGGAAAAGAAGCUCUCUUCAUCAAUUUGAAUAAAGCAAAUGCAAAACAAGAGGGAAGUGCACAGUUGGAUAAAAUAGGAUUCACACUCAUCAAAAAGUGCAUCAGUGCUGUUGAAACACGAGGUAUAAAUGACCAAGGAUUGUACAGAGUUGUGGGGGUGAGUUCAAAGGUCCAGAGACUUCUGAGUCUGUUAAUGGAUGCAAAAACCUGCAAUGAAGUUGACCUGGAAAACUCUGUAGACUGGGAAGUGAAGACAAUUACUAGUGCUAUGAAGCAGUAUCUGCGAAGCCUUCCAGAGCCAUUGAUGACAUAUGAGUUGCAUGGAGAAUUCAUCAUUCCUGCCAAAAGUGGGAGUCCUGAAUCUCGAGUUAAUGCUGUUCACUUCUUGGUCCAUAAACUCCCAGAAAAGAACAAAGAGAUGCUGGACAUUUUGGUGAAACAUUUAGCUAAUGUUUCAAAACAUGCCAAGAGGAAUCUAAUGACUGUAGCAAAUCUGGGGGUGGUAUUUGGACCAACCUUAAUGAGGCCUCAGGAAGAAACUGUAGCAGCUAUCAUGGACCUGAAGUUUCAGAAUAUUGUCGUUGAAAUUCUUAUAGAGAACCAUGAGAAGAUUUUCAAGACCCUGCCUGAUGUCACUUUUCCUGAGUCAAUCUCUAUGUCAGUAUCUCCUCCAAAUGCCCCACCAAGGCAAUCCAGAAGACAAGGCCAACGUAUUAAGAGGCCUCUGGCUGUGUACAAUCUUUGUCUUGAGCUGGAUGAUGCUGACAGUCACAGCUCUCCAAAAGAUGACACUCCAACUGGUAGCAUGGAUUCUCUUUCUUCCCAGUCUCCUACUCCUGUGUUGUCCAGUAGCCCUCCUGGGCUACUGGAUAGAAAUCACCUUAUUAUGGACAGCAGAGAUCUUGCAGACUGGACAACAAAUCUUUCUGGUCAAAGCCGUUCAUCAAUGGUUUCGUGGAUGAACACCCCAUGCACCAACCCAGUUGCCACCAACACUGUACCAUCUGAUUUCUCCUUCCCUAAUCCUUCCACUGGAGGUGACAGAGCAGUGGAGAGCAUUGCCCACCGAAAAGCAAGAGCAGUUUAUCCAUGCGAAGCAGAACAUAGCUCUGAAUUAUCAUUUCAGACAGGAGCAAUUUUUGAAGAUGUGCAAUUUUCCAGGGAACCAGGAUGGCUAGAAGGCACAUUAAAUGGCAAGAGAGGACUGAUUCCACAAAAUUAUGUUCAGUUUUUAUAGCUUUAUGCAUUGAACGCCAAGAAGGUGUACAUGGUAUCCAUGGAUUUUUGUUAUAGUCACUUCUCUUCACUUUCGUGACAAUUUUAAUCAACGAAGAGCCUGAUUGUGGGUUGGAGAUCCCAGUAUAUUUAAAGACAUUAAUUGUUGCCAAAUACGAGUUAGAAAUGAAAGAUUCCUCAAGGUUUGGAAUCGAUGGGGACAGAAUAGUGGGAUGGCGUGAAGGUUUAAUUUUUUAAUAGUUUUUUCAAUUGUAACAAUAUGGUUGUUUGCACGGUAACUAGCAUUUGAAGUCAAAUCUUUGGUUGAUCUGUGGCUCAGCUCUCAGUUGAAGAUGAUUUUUAAAAAUUAAUGUCCAGAAGAUUAUGCAUCGAUGUCAGCCAUUUUUAACAGACUGUUAUUCGAGUAUGGAAAGUACUGUUGGAUAAAAAAACUAUCAUGCUGACACCUAAAUUAUAUUUCAAAAAGUGGAAUAGAUGAUGUGGAACAGAUGUAUUGGUAAGUAAAUGUAUAGGUAUCAAGACAUGACAUUUUUCAAAUGUCUUCAAAGAAUAUGCUCAUUUAUGUUGUGUGUGUGACUUCAUUUAUUUUAUUAAGGUAAGACACAUGAGCUUUUAUUACAGACUCCUAUCUGCUGUGGUUCCUUUGUUACUCAAAAAUAUCACUGUAAAUGAAAUAAAAUGAUGUUUGGUAUUUGACCUUA
Meleagris gallopavo (turkey) is the source of this 3100-nucleotide messenger RNA. RefSeq names its product Rho GTPase activating protein 10 (gene ARHGAP10). Gene Ontology annotation, biological process: cytoskeleton organization; signal transduction; negative regulation of apoptotic process. Gene Ontology annotation, molecular function: protein binding; GTPase activator activity. The record is from RefSeq and is a predicted model, not a curated record. Gene Ontology annotation, cellular component: cytoplasm; cytosol. Lineage: Eukaryota; Metazoa; Chordata; Aves; Galliformes; Phasianidae.